ACAAUGGAUCGAUUCAAUCAUAUCACAUGAGAUCCCCUUAAUGAGGAGCUAAUUUGCACAAACUGCUUUAUGGAGCCUUGCGAGUAGUCUGUUGGAGUUUAGUAGUGCCUCAGAGCUAUGGUUCUGCCUUAUUUGCAGAAACUUGUACGAUGAUACCAUUAGCAGCUAACAUGUGCUGGGCGAUGAUUCGGAAUCGUAACGUAUUCCGAGUUUUGAUCUGUUUCCUGGAGCUUGUAGCUUUACAUGGAGGAGCUGGGGAGAAACAAGCGCCUGCCGAGAGGGAGAUUAGAGACCUGGGUCCCCUCAUCGAGAUGUUGGCUGGAAAAGUUAGUCCCCGUCCUCCGCUGCCCUCGAAACAGGGGAUGGAUGAUCAACACAUGGAAUACAUGGCCACUCUCUACAAGCAGUUAGCAGAUCGAGAUGGGAAGCCUAAAGUUAACCGGACCAUUAUGACUAACACCAUUCGGUUGGUGAAACCCAGUGCAAGUGUCCUGCUCGCCGACUCCGGUAAUUGGCAUGUGCAUCACGUUCAAUACAAUCUGCAUUAUCUUCCGGAGCUGGAGCACUUGAUUAAAGUUGUUGUUGUCUAUUUGCACAGUCCUCUUGCCAAUCAACUUUUAGUUUCUUGUGAAAUCAGAUGUCUCCUUGCGAAUUAUGUUAAUCUAAAUUUCAUACAGAAUGUCACUGAUGUAGAAUUGCCCAUAAGGUUUAUAUUAAACCUGAAUGAACGAUGGGCAGAAGCUGAUGUAACUCCUUGUGUCUUUCUCCCAACUGGUAAUUCUGUGAAGAAAGUUGAUCUGCACAUCAGUUACAGGUGUGCUGAAUUUGGAAAAGUCAAAGAAAGAACUCUGGACAAAAGAAAAAACUAUGCUGUCCGUUUACAAGUGCCUUCUCUGCUACUAUAUUUAAAUGACACUGAUAAAACUGCACAUCAAAGACAGGAAAAAUCAGAAACACAAUCCCUGGAGGGUUCAUCCAAAUCCCGUGUGCUGUCUAGGAAGCCACGACAACUAAGCAACAUUGGCUCAGUCAUUCCUAACUAUCUUAAGAAAAGUCCUCCAAGGAACAAAUGCGAGCUCCAUUCAUUCUGGGUAAGCUUUGCCCAAUUGGGUUGGGAUCAUUGGAUUGUGGCUCCUCAUAGGUACAAUCCAAAAUUCUGCAGGGGAGACUGUCCUAGAAUUCUUCACUAUGGUUACCACUCUCCAAAUCAUGCCAUAGUGCAGAAUUUUAUUAAUGAAAUUGUUGAUAAAAAUGUGCCCCGUCCAUCUUGUGUCCCUCUGAAAUACAGUCCAAUUAGUGUCCUUCUGAAGGAACAAAAUGAUCACAUUGUGUACAAGGAGUACAAGGACAUGAUUGCUGUGUCUUGUACUUGCAAAUAAACUUUAGUGCCGAUUGUCAAUUCUAGAUAAUUUGGGGCUAGUUUAGGAAAAUAGAGUGCACUACAAUGUGAGAUAGUUAACAUAAAAUGUGUAAAGUAAAUUGGUCUGGUCAUGUUUAUGUAAUCACAUUGAUCAAAGCAAGUCAUAAAAUGGCUUGCUUUUGAAUUUAGUUGCAAUGAAGGCUUAUUUCUGCAUUCUUCCUGCUAUCAUUUAUGGGAACCUGAGUUCAUAGUGCAAAUGUAGCCCUUCAGUAUCACACUAAAGUUUAGCUUUGCAAAGACUGUUGCAGCAGGGGGGAAAAGGCAAAGUGGGUGUCCCAAGAACCUUCUGCAAAGACAAUGAAAAUGCUGAGACCAAUAUACUUGAUGUGGCAAGAAAUUGAUUCUGUAGUCUAAAUUUAAUGUAUUUAUAAUUGUGAUUUUUGUAAAUAUCAUUAUUCCAGUUUAUGCUAAACUUUGUCAAUCUUUUAUAUUAAAGUUGUCAAGUCUAAUACUGUUGACCCAUUGAAAAAAGAAUCCUUUCAAGAAAAUGUAAAUACUCAAAUUUUAACUCCUCCAGAAUUAGGAUUCCACCAAAGUUACUUCACCUGAGCUGCAGUAACCUUUUUAAGCCAUAUCAUGGGAACUUGCUAUUGCUUCAGCUGUAGUUUCACUUGAGGGUAAUUCACUAGGUGAUUCAGGAAGCCCUGAUAUAAAUUGCAAGAGUGAAUGUCUGCACCUUCAUUGUAGGUAGCUUUUCAUUAAGAUGAUGCACAAGAUAAUACAAGGGUGUGGAGAUUAGCAGGUGGGUGGGAGCUGAGGGAAGCACCCAAUGAUUGGGGG
This is a messenger RNA of Rhincodon typus (whale shark), 2200 nucleotides long. RefSeq names its product bone morphogenetic protein 15 (gene bmp15). Gene Ontology annotation, biological process: SMAD protein signal transduction; BMP signaling pathway. Gene Ontology annotation, cellular component: extracellular region. Lineage: Eukaryota; Metazoa; Chordata; Chondrichthyes; Orectolobiformes; Rhincodontidae. The transcript is spliced from 2 exons. The record is from RefSeq and is a predicted model, not a curated record. The coding region runs from base 150 to 1379 and encodes 409 amino acids. Gene Ontology annotation, molecular function: growth factor activity; cytokine activity.